Molecule: messenger RNA, 6478 nt
Organism: Marmota monax (woodchuck)
Lineage: Eukaryota; Metazoa; Chordata; Mammalia; Rodentia; Sciuridae
Gene: Qki
Product: QKI, KH domain containing RNA binding
Exons: 7
Coding region: 100-1077 (325 amino acids)
Biological process (GO): regulation of mRNA splicing, via spliceosome
Cellular component (GO): nucleus
Molecular function (GO): mRNA binding
Source: RefSeq, a predicted model, not a curated record
CGCCGCGUCCCGAGCGGCCGGCGGCCGGGGCUCGCCCCCGCCCCUCCCUCCUCUCCGGCGGCGGCGGCGGCGGGCGGAGUGAGCUGCGGAGCCUGGAAUAUGGUCGGGGAAAUGGAAACGAAGGAGAAGCCGAAGCCCACCCCAGAUUACCUGAUGCAGCUGAUGAACGACAAGAAGCUCAUGAGCAGCCUGCCCAACUUCUGCGGGAUCUUCAACCACCUCGAGCGGCUGCUGGACGAAGAAAUUAGCAGAGUACGGAAAGACAUGUACAAUGACACAUUAAAUGGCAGUACAGAGAAAAGGAGUGCAGAAUUGCCUGAUGCUGUGGGACCUAUUGUUCAGUUACAAGAGAAACUUUAUGUGCCUGUAAAAGAAUACCCAGAUUUUAAUUUUGUUGGGAGAAUCCUUGGACCCAGAGGACUUACCGCUAAACAGCUUGAAGCAGAAACUGGAUGUAAAAUAAUGGUCCGAGGCAAAGGCUCAAUGAGAGAUAAAAAGAAGGAGGAGCAAAAUAGAGGCAAACCCAAUUGGGAGCAUCUAAAUGAAGAUUUACAUGUACUAAUCACUGUGGAAGAUGCUCAGAACAGAGCAGAAAUAAAACUGAAGAGAGCAGUUGAAGAAGUGAAGAAACUACUGGUACCUGCAGCAGAAGGAGAAGACAGCCUGAAGAAGAUGCAGCUGAUGGAGCUUGCAAUUCUGAAUGGCACCUACAGAGAUGCCAACAUUAAAUCACCAGCCCUUGCCUUUUCUCUUGCAGCAACAGCCCAGGCUGCUCCAAGGAUCAUAACUGGGCCUGCGCCUGUCCUCCCACCAGCUGCCCUGCGUACUCCUACGCCAGCUGGCCCUACCAUAAUGCCUUUGAUCAGACAAAUACAGACCGCUGUCAUGCCAAACGGAACUCCUCACCCAACUGCUGCAAUAGUCCCUCCAGGGCCCGAGGCUGGGUUGAUCUACACACCCUAUGAAUACCCUUACACGUUGGCACCAGCUACAUCAAUCCUUGAGUACCCUAUUGAACCCAGUGGUGUUUUAGAGUGGAUUGAAAUGCCAGUCAUGCCUGAUAUUUCAGCCCAUUGACUUGCUGGAUGAAGGACUAGAACACAGCAGCUGUUCUAGCACGACCAGUCAGUGUGGGACAGCUGUUUCCACGCAGCCCUUUUGUUUCACCAGACAGAAUCUGAACACUUUCUUUCCUGAAUUGUAUAUGACUUGGUGCUGCAUGCAUGCUGUUGACUUUUAGGACUUUGUUCUUUUAAAGUUUAUUUUUCCCAAGCAUUAAUAUUGAUUUAUAAAAAUUUGAAAAUCUUUAAUGAACCCGGAUAUUAAGAUUUAAGCUCGAAAAUUCAUUGUUCAAUUAAAGAAAGCCACAAUGCUCUGUAUGUUAUCUGUGUGUGUGCAUGCACUCAGGUGCCUUUUGUUUUAUGAACAAAUACAUUUUAUUGUACAUGUUUUCUGUCUAAAUCAUUGUAUAAAGUAAUUACAGGUCAGAAUUAUACCACAGAAUAUUGAUGAGAGGCUUGUUUCUGUUGCACAUUUCUUGAACAUUUUUAAAAUAACAUGUAACCUAUAACCUUAUUUAAGUUUUCCUUUCUAUUAAUACUCUCUCCUGUGGCCCCAUGCAUGCUCCUUCCCCCUAGAAAUCCUCUCUGCUGCACCCACAGCAUCUGUUCCUGAGGAGUUAGGAUCCUUAAUUUUCUGUAGGGCUGAGGCUCUUAGCCACCAGCUACUGUUCCAGGACUUUUGAGUCCAAGAUCUCCCUAGUUUUGCCAUGUAGUAUUACACUUGUAUACAAUUAGUUUAUCCAAGAUGAAAAAGGGGGUGAUGGACCAGUUUACUGCUUAGAAACAGCAAGAGGCACUGCUGUAAACUUUAUUUCUUAUUAUAAACUAACAUGCUUUUGUUUCCAUUGGGAAAUUUUUCAUUGUUAAGACCCACUUAUUAGACUGGCAAAAUUAAGAGCAAAAUACAGAGAUACCUAUUUGGCAUUCAUAAGGUGAUUAAUAAUAUGCACCAAAUUGGGAGGGGGCUAUCAUAAUCAGUGUUAUUUAUUGCUUUGCUACCUAAGCAGUAAAACAUGAUAUUGACCCCUUGGAGAAUAGAGGGGAUUAUUAUAAAUUACCAAGUUACAAUAAAUUUGCACACAGAUAACAUGCAUGCUAUAUAUCAAAUCUCACAUUAAACGAUUUUAAAAUAAGCAGUGCCUUUCAAAACAGAUGCAGACAUGUGUGUUGGUGGUAGUGAGGAGAUUGGUAUUAGCAUCAAAUCUUCAUUGAUGACUAAUUUUUAAUUCCCUUCCUUUUAUCUUUAGGUAUGGCUUUCCCAGCGAAAGGCUAAGAAUUCAAGAUCGGUCUUAACUGAACCCUCAUCAAAUCUGAAUUUAACAAAUGCUUAGUCUCAGCAGCCUCCGGGGAAAAAGCUUAGCCUAGCAGUCAGUGGCUUACUUGCACUUUUUGCACAUAGAUAUAAAGUAAAACCAUGUUAUUAAUUUGGUUUAGUCUGUAAUAUGACAAAGUAACGGUAAUUUAUAAAGGAGUGUAUAGUAGUGUACUGACUGCUAAGUGUACUAUACUGUUUGCUUUACUAAUCACCUAAUUCAUUGCAGUUCAUACUUAUUGACUCAAAGUUUUAAACCACAAUCUGUAGGCUUUAAGAAUUGCUUUUAAACCUUUUUAAAUAAUAAACUCUGGAAGUGGUCUUAAGGUUAGCAAAUAAUUGUCAGUAUUAAACAUGGCAUUAUUUAAGUAGUCCUGCUGCAAGAAAGGCACUUCAGUGAAUAUGUGACUAGUAAAGCUCAAAUAUGUUUGGAUCUAAUAGAGUCACGAAAUACUGUAACUUGGGGAUUGUAAAUGAAUGGAUAAAAUAGGUUAAGGCCAACAUGUUUGAAAUGAAUGCAAUAUUAAUAGAUGCAUAUAUAUGUGACAUAUAAUGGUUAAUUUUAAAACUACUGUGCCUUAACGUGUUUCUUAAAACAAACUUUUGUAGUAAAUGAACAUUUGAAAGAAAUCCAUUUUGAUAAACCUGCUGUUAAUGUUUUUUUCCCCUUCUGUAUGUUUUCUAACUUUGUCUUGGUAAUUGCAAUUUAACUAGGUGCGGUGGCUACUAAAGUUCGAAGGCACGAUAUGCGUGUCCAUCCUUACCAAAGGAUUGUGACCGCAGACCGAGGUUAGUUUAGUUCUGCAGUUCUUGUUUAUAAGAAAUGCGUUGGAUGUCCAUAAAAUUUGCAACACCACACCUGAUAGAAAAAUGUAACUGCUUACCUGUACACUGUUUCUUUUCCUUUUCUAAAUUCUUUUAUAAUAAUUGACAAAUUUAAGGGUUGGGUUUUUUGUUUUCUUUUUUUUUUUUUUGCUCCCUUUUUAUUUUAACUUAUUAAAUCUUCUAUUACUAUGAUUUAUUUCUACUAAAACAUAAAUUAGUCAAUUUGGGGAACUAUUAAAUUUUUAUUUUGCCUUAACUAGUUUUCAUUAAUAACUUUUGCUAAAAUUUACCUUUUAAUCAUUCUGAAAUUUUGGGUUGGUAUUGCAAAAUGAAUUGAAUGGAUGGUGCUUUAAUGAGAGAAGUAAAGGAAUAUAUGCCUCCUGUGUACUUUUGGAGAAAACUGAAGAUUUAGUUUCCAUUUCUCUUUGUAAUAAAACACUUGAGCCACUGUAUAAACAUGAGGGUAUACAUGUCAAGUACUUAGCUGAAAUCAACAAAGUCAGGACUGUGAAGAUAACUUUCAUGUAGUUGGAUUUUUUUUUUAAUAAAUUAGAAAAUCAGCUCCCUCUUAUUCUUACGUUUUCUUGCCAAAAUGGAUCCUUUGAUUUUUGUCAUUUGCUGCUAAAAAUUAUUUGAAGGUAGAUGAUCUCCUCAAGUUCUGUGGUGUGUGAGAUCCAGCUUUUGGAUAUCCUUUUGGACUGACCUGUGACUGGAAAAUAAGUCUUCAUUUUUCUCCUUUGAACAUUUGUAAUUUGUGUCCUAUAUUUGCCCUUGGACCCUUUUAUAAAUUAUUUAUGCUUAUGGAGAAGUGAUAUUUUCGGUUUAUUGACAUUGAAUGGUUUUUGUUUUUUCAUCAAAAGAUAGGGAAACCCAAGCAUGGUUGAAAAGCAUCUUCAAAACUCUUCUGUUAGAACACAUUUAUUACUAAUUAAAUGGGUUAAAGACUCUUAAUAUUAUUAGGGGAAACUGAUGAAUUUAUACUCCAUUUGUACAUCCUCUAUCAAUUUGAUCAGACAAAUAUAGACCGCUAUCAUACCAAACAGAACUUGUCACCCAACUGCUGCAAUAGUACCUCCAGGGCCCGAGGCUGGGUUGAUCUACCUAGUGCUUCAUGGUUACCUGGAGUACUAAUGAUAAAUACUGGACACAGUUGUUGUCCACAUUAGAAAUAAAAGAUUUUUCCAGUGACCUUGAUGACAUUUAUUUAGCAUCACAAUAAUGAGAGAUCCUUGUAAACUUUUAAUGAAUAUAAUUUGUAGUGAUUUUUCAAUGAACUCUGAGUAGUAGACUCCAAGUUCAGUGAUUAUCUAUGAAAAUAGUGCUCCUUUUUAAAGAAGUAUUUUCAUUUAAGAUUUUUCUAUCCCUGUAUGCCCUUCUUUCAGAGACUUGUCUUAAUUUUAACACAGUAAUUAUUGGUUUAUUUAUUUCUCCAAUGCCUUCAGAUAGUUGAAAAUAUUAGAGGAAGAUUUUAUUAAGUAUUUGGAAAACAACAACACAUUCCAUGCAUGGCUCUUUUGUAGUGAUAUGUAUUUUGAUUAAUUUUGCUACUUUCAAAAUGCAAUGUCAGCAAACCGAAAUGCUGUUUUUUUUUUGUUUUUUUGUUUUUUUUUAAAUAGUAACAAUAUUCAUUCAUUCUUAUUAUCACUAUGUGCACUCUUUGGGUCUAAGGGAGAUGUCUGAAGCCUUCACUUAAAUUAUUUUAUUAUACUACUGUUUUCUCUAUUUUUGAGGUUUUUUUUUUAUUUUUAAAAGUAUUUUGAAGAGAACUUAUUAUAAGCAUUUUGGAUGAAAGAAAACUCAGCCCUUGGACAUAUAACCAUGUAAUUCUAUAUGAUCAUUUAGAGUACUAUGUGAUAGACAAAUAUCUAGUUCUUUACUAAAAAUAAACCCACCUCUACAAAUAUUUCAAAACUAAAUUUAAAGCCUUUAAGACCAAGUGACUUUUUAGUUGUAAUGAAAUAUAUAAAUGGUUUUGCACAGUUGACAUACCUGUGUGUACUGUAUGAGACCAGGACUUGGCAGAGGAUAUAUUUUAGGUGUACUGGUAUAUAUAAAUGGUAGUUUGCUUUGUUUUUCUCCUCCACAGCCCCCACAAUCAGAAAUUUUUCUGAAUAAUGAUUUUACAAAAACCAUUACUUACAUAAUUUGGAUAAGCUUAAACCAUUUUAAUCAGAAUUUUAAGUAAUAUCUAAAAUGCUUUAAAAUUCAUAUUUUGGAAUACCUGUGAAGAAGUAGUGUGACUACAUCAUAUUAAAUAUUUAUUUUCUCCUUUGAUUUUUGGAAGAGCAGUUCUAAAAAUAUUACAUAAAAUUCUACUUUUUAAGACAUUCUGGGAAGAUUUGGUCACAAUGAGGAUACCAUAUUUUUGUAGUAUUUAUAAACUAUCCUAAAUGAUAGACUAUAGUAGAAACAUUUUCCUCAUAUGAAGGUAAAUCAGUCCAUCAUAGAGAUCAUUUAAACUCUGUGAACUUUAUGCCUGCUGGGUUUCAAUUUAUGAAGUGGCACAGAAUCUUAACUUUGCACUGAGUAUCUUUUCAUUCACAUCUCCUCUGCCUUAGUCACAAUGGCAACAGUACAGAAAAUUCUAUCAAACCUCAGAAUAUAGUAGAAAUAAUUAAGCUGUUGAAUAUGAGUCUUAAAAAUCAUACUACUGUUAAGUGGACCAAGUUUGGUGAAGCAGAAUGUGACAGAGGUUGGUUAAGGAAGGAACAACUCAAGGACAUUGGGAAUGAUAACUUUUCCACUUGAGAACUACUUUAUGUUUUACUGUAAUUUAAAAAAAAAACAACAAAAACUUUUUUUUGUUCUUUUUGUUAUUUUGCAAAAGAAAAUAGUAUUUACAGGUGGCUUCUUUUAAAAUAUAAAAAUAUAAAGCAGGAAUGUAUAUGAAAUGUCAGAUUUUAUUGUAUUUGCAGAGUAUUAGCUUUGAAAUUGAAUAAAGAAAGCUGUUUGUAGAUUUAAAAUGCCUUAUUGGUAUCAAUUAGAAAUUUCUUCUAUUUUUUUGAUGUACUUAGAGCUCUUUGAGGUAUAGAAUUUUAAAUGGCAGGAUUUUACAGUGUUUACAUGCAAGUGCAUUUUAUAAGUGUUCUAUAUGUGUAAAAUAGUAUUUUCAACUGGAAAUUGUUGGCCAGUGCAGAAGGCCUGGCCUUUUUCUAGUUCCCAUGAUGUUGCCUACACUGCUAGACUACAGUAUUGCUUUGUAUCAUGAGGCCAAGAAACUCCAUGUUGUUUGUAAAUAGAAUAAUUGAAAAAGCAAUAAACAUUUAUUGAACAAAAGAAA